Molecule: messenger RNA, 612 nt
Organism: Vicia villosa (hairy vetch)
Lineage: Eukaryota; Viridiplantae; Streptophyta; Magnoliopsida; Fabales; Fabaceae
Exons: 1
Coding region: 1-612 (203 amino acids)
Source: RefSeq, a predicted model, not a curated record
AUGACUUAUGCUCAUCUUGUUCAUCGCAAAUAUGGUUACGUACCUUUGAAGACAUGUUCUCUUUUGUCAAUAGAACUGGAAGUUCUUUAUGAAUCUUCAGUAGAUUUUGAAAAUCUAAGAAUACAUGGUUUCAACACUAAUGCUGAGACAAUGGCACAAGGUUUGUUAAACUACCUUGAAAGAUUGGUUGGACCAAUAUAUCUUGAUCUAGUAAAGGAUUUAUGGGUUAAUGCUACAGUUACUCCUACUGCAAUCAUCUCCUUCGUGCUAGGGCAUGAAAUUGUGGUAACUGAACAAUUAAUCAGAAAGUUGUACAAUCUGGAUGAUGAAGAAGGAAGCACAGGUGCUCUUCCUGGUAUAUUCGAUUGGACAGCAGUUGAGAAAGAAAUAUCUACUGUUGUUGGUGUUGUAUCUCAUCAAACUGGUUCGCUGAAGCCGUUCUACAAAGUUUGGGCUGAGAUUAUUCUAGGAUCUCUUUAUCAUAGAAAGCGGUCUUUUACCUCAACAUACAUCGAUCCGAAUCAGGAGUAUGUUCUCUUCUGCAUUAGCAAAGGGAUUGAAGUUAAUAUCUCAAACAUUCUAUUUCAACAUUUGAAAACAAAUAUUGAAUAA